Molecule: messenger RNA, 2180 nt
Organism: Seriola aureovittata
Lineage: Eukaryota; Metazoa; Chordata; Actinopteri; Carangiformes; Carangidae
Gene: foxi3a
Product: forkhead box I3a
Exons: 2
Coding region: 732-2039 (435 amino acids)
Biological process (GO): regulation of transcription by RNA polymerase II; cell differentiation; anatomical structure morphogenesis
Molecular function (GO): DNA-binding transcription factor activity, RNA polymerase II-specific; RNA polymerase II cis-regulatory region sequence-specific DNA binding
Source: RefSeq, a predicted model, not a curated record
ACGGUGUGUUUGUGUCUCUUUACUCAGAUUCAGUUUCACUGUGAAUCAGCAGCUUUCAGCCACUGAGUCUCACAACAGAUUCAUUUCUUUCUAGUUUGAAUCGAAGCUUCAGCUCCAAGAGACUGAAUGUAUUGAUCUGAUCUGAUCUGAUCUGAUCUGAUCUGAAGAAGUUAAACUGAGAAAAUCAAAAAUGAUCAAAUCAAUAGAUAAAUAAUAACAAAUAAUCUGUGAUGUUCCUCUGACUGAUCAUUGAUCAUUGAUCAUUGAUCAUAUUGAGUCUUUGAGCGACACACUGUAACGUCUGAAACUGUAAAACACACGCUGUGUGUGUGUGUGUGUCUGUCUGUGUGUGUGUGUGUCUGUGUGUGUGUGUGUGUGUGUGUGUGUGUGUGUGUGUGUGUGUGUCUUGACAUACCUCAGCUUUAAAUCCUCAGGCUCUUAUCUGCCUGAGGGGAGGAAUUCAACCUGCUCUUAUUCAAAUCAACCCCCACCACACACACACACACACACACACACACACACACACACACACACACACACACACACACACACACACACACACACACACACACACACGCGCACACACACGCACACAGUGUGUGUGUGGGACAACACAGUGACCAAUCAGCUCGUCGGUGGGCGGGGCCUCAGGGUAUAAGUGUCUCAGGUGAGCAGCAGGUGUACAGAGCAGGACAGGUGCAGCAGGAAGACACACACUGAGCUGAAGACUGAUGUUGAUACAGACAGACAAACAGACAGAAAGAUUUUCCGUCAUGGCGUCCUUCGUCCCGGAGCAGGGUCUGUCCCCCCCACUGUGUGGACGCUCCCUCCCCCAGCAGGAGCUCUCGUCUCUGGGCCUGGAUCCGUCUGACUUCAGCCUGUACAGCCCCCCAGCUCCUCCAGAGUCCAGCCUGUCCCCGUCUCCGUGGCUCCCACCGUCCAACCACAGCGACCCCUCCCUCUGCUUCAACAGCCCAGCCACAUGCCCCUUCUCUGGGGCCCCUGCCCUCCCCCCUGCCCUCCCCCCUGCCCUCCCCCCUGCCCUCCCCCCUGCCCUCCCCCCUGGACUCCCCCAAACAUUUGGAAGCUUCUUCCCUCAUCUCUACGGCCUCCACAGGCCCCUGAUACCCGGCAACCCCUGGUUCUCCAUGUCCUCCCCGGAUGACGUGCUGCGGCUGGUUCGCCCGCCGUACUCCUACUCUGCCCUCAUUGCCAUGGCGAUCCAGGGUGCGCCUGAGCAGCGGCUGACGCUCAGUCAGAUCUACCAGUACGUCUCCGACAACUUCCCCUUCUACAGCUGCAACAAGGCCGGCUGGCAGAACUCCAUCCGCCACAACCUGUCACUCAACGACUGUUUCCGGAAGGUUCCCCGCGACGAGAACGACCCAGGUAAAGGAAACUACUGGACUCUCGACCCAAACUGUGAGAAGAUGUUCGACAACGGAAAUUUCCGCCGCAAGAGGAAGAGGAAGUGUGAUAAUGUGACCACUGGCAAGAAACCUUCCUCCUCUUCCUCCUCGUCUGACUCUUCCUCAUCAGAGCCCAGCCCUAAAAUUCCCAGCAUACACUGCAGCAGCAGCAGCAGCGGCGGCGGCAGUGCUGACCUCCCUGCUCCCUCCAGCCUCAGCAGCUUCCUGUGUCACCUCCAGGACUCCCACCUCCCCUCUCCUCACACCACCUCCCCCUCGCUGUAUGUGCAGGUACCAGACCACACUCCCCCUCCUCCCCCUCCUCCCCCUCCUCAGGGGUGCCUCUCUUCUUACUCGCCCGGCGCCGUGGUGCCGCAGUGGGACACCUGCAGCUCCUCUCCUCCUCUCUUCCCCUCCUCCCAGUCGACCCCCCCACACUUCUCCUCCCCCCUCGCUGACCCUCAGACCGACUCCCCGCCGCUCUAUAUCGACCUGCAGACGGCGUCCUGUCCUCUGCCGGAGCUCCAGGACACCCAGCAGCUGCAGCAGCUGCAGGCCCAGUGCGGGCCUCUGUUCCUGGGGGGCUUCAGCGACGCUCUGCCCCUCGACGCUCUGGUUCUGCAGCAGUGAAGCUGAACGUGGUGUUUACAGUUUUUACCGUGUGAAUGUUUCUAUUUAUCGUUCCUUUCUUUCCUAAUGUUAAAAAAGGUGGUGACAUUUUUUAUAGUGUAUAUAUGAACUUUUGUGUUUGGAAUAAAAAAGAGAAAAUUA